Molecule: messenger RNA, 2737 nt
Organism: Cuculus canorus (common cuckoo)
Lineage: Eukaryota; Metazoa; Chordata; Aves; Cuculiformes; Cuculidae
Gene: SLC5A6
Product: solute carrier family 5 member 6
Exons: 15
Coding region: 253-2178 (641 amino acids)
Biological process (GO): biotin transport; sodium ion transport; pantothenate transmembrane transport
Cellular component (GO): membrane
Molecular function (GO): sodium-dependent multivitamin transmembrane transporter activity
Source: RefSeq, a predicted model, not a curated record
GGGUUAAGGGAUGGUCCUAAUCCCUCCUGGCCCUUCCCAGGUCCUUGAAGCAGAGAGAGCGAAGGUCCCUGCCGUGUCCAGCACAGCUCCUGGUGUUCCCUGCCUGCUGCUGACACCCAUUUCUCCUCCUGCAGCUCGGCGCAGGAGGAAAUGCCAUCCAGGACUCAGUGCUGAGUGUGCCCAUGAAGCCGUCGAGGUGCGGCCGGGGCAGCGGCGGCUGCGGCGGGACAGCAGCCACUGGAAUCGCUGACCAUGACGUUCACAGUGCUCGACUACAGCAUCUUUGCACUACUGCUGGUGCUCUCCUCUGCCAUCGGGCUCUUCUACGCACUGAGUGGCAACCGGCAGCGCACUGUACAGGAGUUCCUCCUGGCCAACCGCAAUAUGGGCUGCUUGCCUGUUGCCCUCUCCCUGCUGGCCACCUUCCAGUCGGCCGUGGCCAUCCUGGGUGUGCCCUCUGAGAUCUACCGCUUUGGCACCGAGUACUGGUUUCUCGGCUGCUCCUACUUCCUGGGGCUGCUCAUCCCCGCUCACGUCUUCAUCCCCGUCUUCUACCGUCUGCGUAUCACCAGCACCUAUGAGUACCUGGAGCUGCGCUUCAACAAGACAGUGCGGAUCUUCGGCACCAUCACCUUCAUCUUCCAGAUGGUGAUCUACAUGGGGGUGGUGCUGUACGCGCCAGCACUGGCACUAAACGCAGUGACUGGCUUUGACCUCUGGAGUGCGGUGCUCACCAUGGGACUGGUCUGCACACUCUACACCACGCUGGGCGGGCUGAAGGCUGUCAUCUGGACCGACGUGUUCCAGACGCUGGUGAUGCUGGCGGGGCAGCUGGCUGUCAUCGUGGUGGGCGCCGGGCGCGUGGGUGGCAUGGCUCACGUCUGGCACCUGGCUGAGCGUGAGGGCAAGAUCUCUGGCAUCGACCUGGACCCCGACCCUUUCCAGCGGCACACGUUCUGGACGCUGGCGGUUGGGGGGAUCUUCAUGAUGCUGUCGCUGUACGGGGUGAACCAGGCGCAGGUGCAGCGCUACCUGAGCGCCCGCAGCGAGCGCGAGGCCAAGCUCUCCUGCUACGCUGUGUUCCCGUGCCAGCAGCUCGUGCUCUGCCUCAGCUGCCUCACCGGUCUCGUCAUGUUUGUGUACGACCGGCAGCACCCACUGGUGCCCAACCAGCGCCCCAGCUCCUAUGACCAGCUGGUGCUGCACUUCGUGAUGGACGUGCUGCGUGACCUCCCUGGGCUACCCGGGCUCUUCGUCGCCUGCCUCUUCAGCGGCUCCCUCAGCACCAUCUCCUCUGCCUUCAACUCGCUGGCCACCGUCACCAUGGAGGACCUGGUGCGGCCACGCUGCCCUGGGCUCUCAGAGUCAAGGGCCACCAUGCUCUCCAAGCUGCUGGCCCUGUGUUACGGACUGCUCUGCUUGGGCAUGGCGUACAUCUCCUCCAUGCUGGGCCCAGUGCUGCAGGCUGCCAUCAGCAUCUUCGGGAUGGUGGGGGGGCCACUGCUUGGGCUCUUCUGUCUCGGCAUGUUCUUCCCCUGCGCCAACUCCACGGGCGCGGUGGCAGGACUGCUGGCCGGGCUGGCCAUGGCAUUCUGGGUGGGCAUCGGGGGAUUGCUGCAAGGCAUGGGGGGGACUGGGGCCCCCCUCCAAUCCAACAGCACUGUGCUGCCCGCCAUGGGCAACCUUACCACCGAGCUGGCCACCACCCUGCUGCCCCCCAUGGGCAACCUCACCACUGCGCUGGCCACCCCUCUGCUGACCCCCACAGCUGCCCCCCUGAGGGGGCUUCAGCGCUUCUACAGCCUCUCCUACAUGUGGUACAGCGCCCACAACUCCACCACCGUCAUCCUGGUGGGGGUCUUGGUCAGCCUGCUCACCGGCCCCACGCCGCCCCACACCGUGGACCCCCGCACCAUCUCCCCACUGCUGCCCCGCCUGCUGUGCUGCCUGCCCCACAAGUACCGGCAGCGUCUCUGCCCCGAGGGGUGCGACCCCCCCCAGUGCCCCCCCGUGUCCCCCCAGGACACCAACCACUCGGACUCAGCGGUGAAGCCCAAGGGGGGGAUUCCCAACGGCCUGCCCCGCCCCGGGCAGGAGGAGGAGCAGGAGGGGGAAGGCCAGGGCUACAUCCGCACAGCGGGGCCCCCCGUGUACGCCCUGCAGGAGACCUCCUUCUAACCCCCUCCCCAUUGCAAUGGGGGUCUGGCCCCUGCGCCCCCCAGCAGCACCAAAGCACCGGGGGGGCUGGAUUCCUGGGGGGUGGGGAGGGAGAUCUGCAUCCUCGUGGGGGUGCAGGGUCCCUGCUAGGGGGGGAUCUGGGUCCCUGGGACAGGAGCAUCCUGGAUGCCUGUGAUUGAGGGAUCUUGGUUCCUGCCAGGGGUGGGAAUUUGAGAAGGGUCUGGGUCCCUCUUGGGGGGAGAGGAUCUGGGUCCCUGGGAGGUGUCCUGGCCCCCUUGGUGGGGGGUUGGCCAGGCGCCCCCCAGCUCUCCAUCACCCCCCAUCUUUCGGGUCGCUGCUGCCGCCCGGGGGAUCUCUGGGACCACAACUGUGCGGGGAGGGGGGCGAUCGAGCGCGGUGCCCCCUCCUCCGGCCAUGUGCCUUACAAGCUGCUCCCGGACUGGGCGCGGCCCCCACCGCAGUUCAUCAUCUCUGUCUUCGGUGUCCUCCAAUAAAUGGGUUUGGACCGCAGGACGCGUGAACGACCGCCCCCUCAGCAGGGACCGGGGGCGUGGCCUGU